AUGCCUUCCUCUUCCGCAGUAGUAACGCCUAGGGAAAUAUUUCUCUACAUUCCAAACUUAAUUGGGUACUUCCGUGUCUUGACCGCCGUCUUGUCUUUCGGAUGUAUGAAGAACCAUCCAUGGUAUACAUUGGUACUCUAUGGUAUUUCUGGGUUCUUGGAUGCAUUCGAUGGCUAUGCGGCCAGGAAAUAUAACCAAGGUACUAAGUUUGGUGCAGUGUUGGACAUGGUCACUGAUAGAUGUGCUACAUCUUCGUUGAUCUGUUACCUCUGUGUAAUAUAUCCAAACUACUGUCUAUUAUGGCAAUUAUUGGUGUCAUUGGAUUUGGCCCUGCAUUACAUACAUAUGUAUGCUAUGUUAUCGUCAGGAUCUGCCUCCCACAAGAAUGUUGAUGCAGAACAGUCCAAGAUCUUAAACUUGUACUAUACCAACAGAAAAGUGUUAUUCCUUGUUUGCAUGGUGAAUGAAUUCUUCUAUGUCGCCGUCUAUUUACAUUCAUUUGACUUUUUCUGGCUAGGCACAAUGAUGGUCUGGUUGAGUGCUCCUUUGUGGUUAUUUAAGCAGUUUGCUAAUGUAAUUCAAUUGAAAGCUGCAGCUUUGAUUUUGGCCAAGAUUGAUGCUCAAGAGAAGUCAACCAAAGAACAUGAAAACUAG
Molecule: messenger RNA, 654 nt
Organism: Dujonia railenensis
Lineage: Eukaryota; Fungi; Ascomycota; Pichiomycetes; Serinales; Debaryomycetaceae
Source: the annotation of a GenBank genome assembly